Molecule: messenger RNA, 466 nt
Organism: Talpa occidentalis (Iberian mole)
Lineage: Eukaryota; Metazoa; Chordata; Mammalia; Eulipotyphla; Talpidae
Product: golgin subfamily A member 2-like
Exons: 3
Coding region: 68-466 (132 amino acids)
Biological process (GO): spindle assembly; Golgi organization
Cellular component (GO): Golgi apparatus; Golgi cisterna membrane; cis-Golgi network
Source: RefSeq, a predicted model, not a curated record
CUCUGGGUCUCCAGCUGCAUUGGGUGGCAUCUCAUUGUUUCUUCUGUCUGUCCAGUCCCAUCAGAACAUGGAGGUGACCGGCACGCUCCAAAUGGAGCAGCACACCAAGAGCGAGCUGGCCACGAAACUCGGCCAGCUGCAGGAGAAGCUGACAGAGCUAAAGGAGCUGGUGGAGGAGAAAUAUCAAGAGGCUCAGGAGCUGCAGCAGCAGCAGGACCACUACCUUAGUCACCUUCAGCAGUACAUGGCCGCCUACCAGAAGCUCGUGGCUGCCUACCAGCAGCUGGCCAACGAGAAGGACGUCCUGCAGAAGCAGGUGCUGCUUAACACCCAGCUUGUCAACUGGAUACAGCACGAAGAAGAGCAGGGCAAGAUGGAGGUCGAGUUGGCCCGCCAAGAGCUGCUGGAAACACAGGAAGACCUGCGAGCAGCAUCCCUUCUCAUUCUUUCCUGUCGGCCCCACUGA